Messenger RNA from Dujonia railenensis, 855 nucleotides. Lineage: Eukaryota; Fungi; Ascomycota; Pichiomycetes; Serinales; Debaryomycetaceae. The record is from the annotation of a GenBank genome assembly.
AUGCGCAGUCCCCAUUUUGUAUUUCAACAGCCAAAUGUCGAGAACACAAUACCGGUUAAGAAGUAUUUGUCUUCCAGCCCUGAAAAAUUCUCUUCAGAGGAGGAAGAUAACUUGAUAUUGUACGCUGGAGGAGAAAGUUACUACUUGGAGAUACUUGAAAAUGAUCCAACUGUGAAACUUGUGGUAGACAAGAGACUUAAAGCAACUUCAGUGACAAAAUCAGACUCCGUAUCUGAUUCUAGUGGGCCUCUAGGUAAAUUUGAAGGCAUAGUCUCUUUGUUUGUGCUAAACACGUGCUUUUUAAUUUGGUUCCAAGAGAGUGACAUAGGAAUUGAGUUCCCAUACCAAUGCAUAACGCUACAUGCUUUGCAGGGUGAUAAAUUAUACCUUCAAGUGGUAAGCAAUGAGAUAUUGAAAGCAAUCCCAAGCCACCUGCUGUUGCCCAUAGACUAUGAUCUCACUGUAGAGCUAACUAUAAGAAAUGUAGAAGUAGAUAUCAAAAGUAAUUCGUUGUUCCAAGAUAAAAACAAUUCAAGCUGGUACAGUUCAUCUUCAGUGCAACGCAUCUAUGAAGCAAUGUCCAGAUGUUCCGCAAAUCAUUUCGACGAUGAUGAAGAAGCUGAAGAAAGCGAACCCACUACCUGGUAUACUGGGAAUGAUGACAUCGAUCGUGUAGUACCGGAUGUUCCAGACUCUUGGUUGAAUCAGGGAGAUGCUGAUGAUUUGGGAGAACAAGAGCCCAUUUUAGAGGGAGAAGCUGGAAUGGAUGUUGAUGUAGGGUACGGAUCAAUUGCAGGAACUGUUAGAAGAAAUAGUGAAAACGCCGAGGUAGAGUCAAAACGAAAGAGAAAAUGA